Trifolium pratense (red clover) is the source of this 1258-nucleotide messenger RNA. Its product is annotated as protein LEAD-SENSITIVE 1-like. The coding region runs from base 230 to 1084 and encodes 284 amino acids. Lineage: Eukaryota; Viridiplantae; Streptophyta; Magnoliopsida; Fabales; Fabaceae. The record is from RefSeq and is a predicted model, not a curated record. The transcript has 2 exons.
AAGCCAAAAUCAACCACUUAAUUAAAAAAAAAAACAAAAAACAAAAAACAAAAGAAAACUUAACAGUGUCACCUUUCUCUACCCAAAAUCAAAAGUGGGAAUAUAAUCAGAAUUUUUAUCUAGAUUCUGUUCAUUCCUUCAACUCAAAGGAAUCUAUUUCUUCCAUUUUCAUUUGGAGGGAUAAAAGGAAAAAGAAGAGAGAUCCAUAGAGAGAAAGUGAAAUACUGAAAUGGGAGUUUUUUCCAAUAAGAUCGAUCGUGAUCAACUCAAGCCUGGUGAUCACAUUUACUCAUGGAGACAAGCUUACAUCUAUGCUCAUCACGGAAUAUAUGUUGGUGAUGAAAUGGUGAUCCACUUUACGAGGGGAGGAGGGCAAGAAAUUGGAACAGGAACCGUGUUGGACCGUUUCCUUUGCAGUUCAUCAGCAUCCAAUGCUACCGGCACUCCCUGCCCAAAAUGCGGCGACCAGAAUAAGGAUGAUGGUGUCAAAUCUUCUUGUUUGGAUUGCUUUCUCUCUGGUGAUAGUCUCUACAUCUUCGAGUAUGGUGUCUCACCUGCAUAUUUUCUAGCCAAACCUCGUGGCGGCACUUGUACCCUUGCAGUUUCUGAUCCAAAUGAAGACGUCCUUCGUCGCGCUUCAUUUCUUCGUAAAAAUGGAUUUGGCGGUUACAACGUUUUCAACAAUAACUGUGAAGACUUUGCAGUUUACUGCAAAACUGGUCUGCUGAUAUUCACAAGCAUCAGUGUUGGUCGGAGCGGACAAGCUGCGUCAUGCGUGGCUGCUGCUAGUGCUGUGGUUUCUGCACCACUUCGUUUUAUGACGACCAGUUUCAGUGGUUUGGCUGCUGUUGGAUAUGGCAUUUACUGUGUGAGCCGAUUGGUUUCUGAUAUCGGUGUUCGCCGUGAUGUUUCCAAAGUUCCGGUUGAAAGGCUUAUAGCAUCACCUGACAUAGAUGAACCUGAGAAGCUGGAAACCCUUGUAGCUUCCCUUGACACAGAUGAACCUGAGAAGCUGGAAACCCUUGUAGCUUCACAUGGCAGGGAUGAACCUGAGAAGGAAGCUGUCAUUAACAAAGAAGAUUAGAGUUUGGUUGGACAAACUACAUGUUGAAUGUUAAGAUUAUAUGUAUGUUUAAUUUAUGCCUUGUUUGUUAAAUGUACACUGGUAAAGUUUAAUUAUCUCCCUCCAACAUUUAUUGCUUGCGUGUGUUUUGUCCAGCAAAUUGAACUGAAGUUUAAGUUGUUUUAUGUUUGUACA